This is a messenger RNA of Aegilops tauschii subsp. strangulata, 1158 nucleotides long. The record is from RefSeq and is a predicted model, not a curated record. NCBI's taxonomy places the organism in Eukaryota, Viridiplantae, Streptophyta, Magnoliopsida, Poales, Poaceae.
AUGGAGGGGGUUGAAGGGAUGAUGAAGGGGCUAAAGCUCUCGGAGGAGGAGAAGAAAGGUGUUAAGAUUCGGCUCUCGGCGAAGGAGAAAGGGAAGCCGUCUGAGGCACAAGCUGUUGGCAAAGUUAUGUCGGAGAAGUUGGCGCACCCUGAUGCAAUCUGUCUCUCUCUCGGGAGGGUCUGGUGCCCUAUCAAGGGGAUUAGUUGCAAGGAGAUAGGUGUUAACCAAUUCCUGAUCACGUUUCUUCAAGAAUCGGGGAAGAGGAAGGCACUAGAGGACGGGCCAUGGAUGUUUGAUAAGGAUCUAGUGGUGGUGGAGAACUAUGUGCCUAGCAGGAGGCCGGAGGAUUACCUGUUUGAUAACAUUCCCAUCUGGGUGAGGGUUUAUAACCUACCCCUAGGCAUGAUGAAUGCGGAGUCGGCAGAAGACAUUGGCAACAUUGUGGGGGAGUUCGUGGAGGCAGGCACCGGAGCUGAUGGAAGCGCCAUAGGAAGGUUCCUGUGUGUGAAGAUUCGGAUGCAGAUUGAUAAACCUCUAAUGAGGGGAUUCACGUUGGACGAUGGGGGAGAGAAGGAGGAUGCGCAAAGGCGGGGGAAGGCGACUAUGAUGAGCGAGGAGGAAGAGGAUGAUGGAAGCUGGUGCCGUUUCGAAUAUGAAUACCUCCCAGAUUUCUGCUACACGUGUGGGGUGAUCGGCCAUGGAGAGAAGGAUUGCACUGUUAAAUUGUUAAAAGGGAAGAAGGCCCAGUUUGGCAGAUGGCUCCGGGCUGAUAUGAUGCAAAGGAGAGGGCUAGUUGAUGAGAAGGCAUGGAGGAACAGUGGCAGGAGCGGAUCUGGCUCUCGAAACUAUGGUUAUAGUCGGUCCGGAGGGAGGGCGGGAAGCGGGAGUGACAGUCUGUCUUGGAGGAAGAGCGACUCGCGUUCCAGUGGUGGCGGUGGUGACGGCACGGGGGAGAAGGGGGAGGAGGUCACUAGCCCUGUUAAGAAAAGGGGGCGGAUGGGCGAGGAAGGGGAUGAAGAGGAGGGAGCAGUUUCAGGAAAGAAGGGUAGGGCUGUGAAAGAGUCGAUGGAGUUGGAUGUGGUGGUGGACGGAAGGGAGGAGGCGCCAGUACACAUUCUAUCGGCCGGGCUGCAGGAGCAGCCCCGCCGGGAUCAAUGA